AUCUUUAGUUGUAAAUUCUCCUUCAUCGUGUUUUAUUGUGUGUUCUCUCAAUAUCACGGUGCGCCGUUAUUUUUGUCUCGUGUGAUAUUUUUUCAUAUUAUUAUUAUUAUUGCAUAUUCUCUCAUUAUUCGCUCAUACGCAACAAAAUAUAAAAACGCACUUUGUUUACAAAUUUACAUGAUUUCCUUUUCGUCUCUCUCUUGGCCGUGUAGUAGAUAAGUAGGAACAGACAGGACACGGAGACGGACAGUAGAAAUAGCACGCGUCAUAGAAAGGAUAUUUUACUAAAUAUUGAGAGAGAGAGUCUCACAUAUAUUUAGGAAGCAAAGGAGCAUUUUUUUUUAUGUAUGUUGAAGUGUAUAUCCUUGUGAAUUAUAUAAUUGCGUUUGGGAUUCGUCCUUCGUGAAUACAACAACAACAAAAUAAGAAUAAGGACGACAAAAGGAGAGCGAGACGAAAAUUCCGCAAUAAUCAUUUUAUAGCAUUUUGCCAGGAGCAAAAAAAAAUACAACAACAAAAUAAAAUAAAUGAAAUUAGGAAGAAUCCUGUGAAGUUCUUCUUCCUUCGUCGAGUGACGCUCUGUCAGUGACAAUAUCCUUAUACCUUUUUGUGAUCCGUCGAAAAUAUAUAAAUAAUUUAUUUUUCUAUACCGUUUCGUUGUGUGUGCAAUUUAAUUGAGUAUAGGUGUAUUUUGGAAACUGUAAAUUUUAUUGCAAAUUUAUGUGAUCCUGCAGCUUUUUUGUAUGCAAAACAAAGAAAAGAAAUAAAAAUAGAAUAACGAGAGAAGAAGAAAAAAAAAAAACGAAUAGAAAACCUUGUUAUCCUUUACUGACUGAAUGACGUCAGUUAAUUUACCUAUAGUGUGUUUUUAUUAUAGUGUGUGUCACCUUUGGUUUAAAUAAUUGAUUAGGCUUUAGUGUUCGACUCGACCCGACCAAAACGCAAAGUGUUCUCUUCUCUACAAUUACUGUCGACUACUCUGUAAGGUCAUUCUAUUGUUCUAUGUGCUUUUAAAACAACAACCAAAUAAAAUCUGUGUUCUCGUGUAUACACUUUUGUAUCCUUUUUGACGUUGUUUUUUCCGUAUUUUUAUUGACCAACAAGGAAUACAAAAAAUAUAUAAAAAAAAAAAAAACAACGUAGACGAAGUCAAAUAUAUUUUUAAAGAGAUUAAGCACACAAUCCCCCCUUUUGCAAACACAAUGAAUCCAACCAAGGGAACAAUCACAACAAAGCAGCAUCACAGAAGAAUACCAUCAUCUUCAUCUGGAACAACAUCAUGCCGCCGCCGCUGUAACCACAGUUUGACAUUCCUCCUACCAACGAUAGUCACUCUAUUGGGUGCCAUGGCAUUCCAAGGAGCCGAUGCCAGUGUCGUUCACACGUACAAGCAAACUUCCUCCCAACUGGGUCAGAAGGUGACAUCGAGCACCCUCAUGUGGGAGCAAUACAGUGCCAAAGAUUUGAGUCAAAUGGAAUACGCCAUCCAGGGUGGCAAAUAUGUUUCCGAGGACGAACAUUACCCCAUUUAUGUGUGUCGAGUGAGUAUUGAGGGUGUCCAAACGAGCGGGCACACGGAAAAGCAAAAACAAUCGCAGCUGUGUGUGGUGUCGUAUCUCAAAGAAGUGAAGAAAUACGACAAGUUCGAGGUGCUCGUAAAUAAGGGCCAUUUGGGCAAGAUCAUAUGGAAGCCGUGGAGAAAGUUUAAUGCUGGCGUUCCAAUUGGAGCGAUAAGUGUGGAUGAUUAUUCGUAUAUUGGUAGGAGAAGGAUCAAUCAUCAAUCGAUCAAUGACCAUAUGGGAGCUGAUUUUACUUUGGGUAGAUUCGAUCCAACAUUGGGAUUGGGUAAAAUUUUGGUUGUGGAAGAUCAAUAUGAGAGGGAAUAUGAUGAUGGUGAGGUGUUGAUUGAAACCGAACCGAUUCGAUAUGAGUUGAGAGACAUUGUUUUGGAUAAAAUACGAACAGAUGAGAGAGUUAAUACCACAGAAAUGGCACAUGGCAUUCUUGAGAAUACCUAUGACACAUCUAAUCAAAUCGAGACUGUUUUGUCAUAUUCCUUCGAUCACGUUCAAUAUUGGGGAACACACGAAGGCAUUGCUCGUGGUUUGGCUACAAAAGUCUAUGAAAAAGGUGCCACCAUUCCAGCUGAAAUUUACUGGGGCUUGAAAUUCGCAAAGAAGAUCAAAGAAACAAAAUCAGUUAGUUCGAAUUUACCACCAGGAACUGCUAUCAAUGUCACAUUGUUGGGUGAUUAUGUCACUUUGGAGGCACCCUAUCGGGCUAAAUUGUUUGCCUUCUAUCAAGGAAUUUCGGAAAGUGUGUCAAGGAAUAUCACAGCUGAGGUCCGUAAAAGCUAUUUGAAAGACAUCAAACUUGAAUAUAGUCCAGUUUAUUGGAUUGAAAAUGGUACAUUUAUCCCAACGACCACAACAACAACAACCUCAACAACAACUCAUCCUACGACCACAAAACACAGUGAUGCCAAACCAAUGAGUGAACCACCGAUAGUUUUAUUAUCCGAUAUUGGACGAUCAGUUGUAUCGACAUCAUCUGCAGAUUCGAAAUCCUCCAAAUCAAAAAGUGAUAGCAAUGGAGAUGAUAUUAACGAAAAUAUUAUUCCGAACGAAAGUCGUGAAAACUAUGCUGAAAAUCUGAAACACAUGAAAGAUGCAGCUAGCCCUGGAACAUCACAUUCCACAAGGCUCUACUGUUGGACCAAUAGUAUUUUAAUUUUACUAAUUUUGGUUACAGUGAGAGUUUUUGGUUAAAUGUUUUUUUUUUUUUUUAAUUAAUUUUAUGUAGGGGAUGUAAAUGUAGUUAUUAUUUAAAAUAUUUUUAAUUUUUCUUUAAUUUUUAUAAAUUGCCAAAUUUAGUUUAAAACA
Molecule: messenger RNA, 2882 nt
Organism: Episyrphus balteatus (marmalade hoverfly)
Lineage: Eukaryota; Metazoa; Arthropoda; Insecta; Diptera; Syrphidae
Gene: uzip
Product: protein unzipped
Exons: 4
Coding region: 1203-2768 (521 amino acids)
Source: RefSeq, a predicted model, not a curated record